Molecule: messenger RNA, 1699 nt
Organism: Poecilia latipinna (sailfin molly)
Lineage: Eukaryota; Metazoa; Chordata; Actinopteri; Cyprinodontiformes; Poeciliidae
Product: GDNF family receptor alpha-4-like
Exons: 6
Coding region: 686-1684 (332 amino acids)
Biological process (GO): nervous system development
Cellular component (GO): signaling receptor complex; external side of plasma membrane
Molecular function (GO): signaling receptor activity
Source: RefSeq, a predicted model, not a curated record
GGAUCACACGGGCUGCCUCUCAGGUCGGAAACGCAAAAGAAGAAGAAGGAGAAGAAGAAGAAGAAGAAGAAGAAGAAGAAGGAGAAGAAGAAGAAGAGGGGGGAAAUCGGAGAAAAAAACCGACGUGCCAGUGAUUCAGUGAUUCAUCCGCAGUUUCCAGGCUGCGCGCAGGUGAAGGCGCAGAUGAGAGCAAACAGCCGCUCGGGACGGAUCGUCUGAAGCAGUCAGGGAUGUUCAAUAGGCGCAAGAUUUGAAACGACAUAUAAUUUUUAAAAUAUAUAUAUUUCUUAUUUAUAUAUUCCCAGCAUCUUUGUUGUGAAUUUCGGAGCUACAAUCGCUUUCCAGACAGGAAAUAAAAAAACGAGAAAAAAGUUUGACUUCUUUAAAGAAAAAAAACAAAAAAAAGAAAAGAUGCUGCUCAGCUCCGCUGCUGUUUUUUCACGCACUGCUGUGGAUUUCAGCGUCAGCGUAAGUGGCCAGUCAUCACUUGAGAAAUAGCUGCGAUUCUUUCGCUCUUUAAUUUCGGUGCCAAUUACAGCAGAAGGAGGGGAGCCCUGUUUUUUUAUUUUCAUUUUUAUUAUUCCUAUUAUUCUUUUUUUUUUUUUUUUUUAAUUACUAUUAUCCUCAUCGCGGCGCAACGCCUGUCUCCUUGGCCGGGAUUUGCAUCCAUCUGAAUCGCUCCGUUAUGGACUUCCUCGGACUGUACUUUCUUCAUCUGGCUCUCAUCGGAGUCCCACACGCGGUUCUCUCCGCAGGCGGGAGGGACUGCCUGCACGCCGGAGACACCUGCUCCAGCGAUGACACCUGCAGCCCACGACUGCGCACCCUCAGGCAGUGCGUGGCGGGAGACGGCAGCAUGAAGCUGGGGCCCGGGGCGCGGAGCCAGUGCGAGAACGCCAUGACGGCGCUGCUGUCCACUCCUCUGCACGGCUGCCAGUGCAAGCGAGGGAUGAAGAGAGAGAAGAACUGCCUGAGCAUUUACUGGAGCCUCCACCAGUCGGUGCUGCACGGACUGAGUCUGGUGGAGAGCUACCCCUAUGAGCCAGAGGAGAGGGGCUCCGACUACGUUCGUCUGGCUUCCAUCGCUGCAGAGUCUGAGGUAACGACAGUGAACCGCUGCCUGGAUGCCGCCAAGGCGUGCAACAUAGAUGAGACGUGUCAAAAGCUGCGCACCGAGUACGUCUCAGCCUGCAUCCAGCCGUCGGCCCGCUCGGGGCCAUGUAACCGACCAAAGUGCAACAAGGCGCUCAGGAAGUUCUUUGACCGCGUUCCCCCCGACUACACCCAUGAGUUGCUGUUCUGUCCCUGCACUGACACAGCCUGCGCCGAGCGCCGCAGGCAAACCAUCGUGCCGUCCUGCUCAUACGAAGAAAAGGACAAGCCCAACUGCCUGGCUCAGCUGCGAGACUGCAAACAAGACUACGUGUGCAGGUCCCGCUGGGCACAGUUCCAGUAUGACUGCGAAGCAUCCGAGCACAGCGCCAGUGGCUGCAAGAGAGAGAAUCAUGGAUCAUGUCUACUGGCGUACACCGGCUUGAUAGGAAGCACGAUAACUCCCAACUACCUUGACAACUCCACUUCCAACGUGGGACCCUGGUGCUCCUGUGCAGCAAGUGGCAACCACAGGGAGCAAUGCAAUGACUUCUUGGCCUUUUUCCAUGACAACAUUUGUCUGAGUAAGUAACAGGAAGUAGCUGUG